AUGACUUCUAUGAUCCAUUAUAUCAACGUGUUUACCUCGUGCAAGAGGAUCAAGAUCUCAAAAAGAGCGUGGCUGAUCUAUGAUGCGGAGGUGCUAUGCAAAUCCUUAUAUGUUCAACAAGAAAGAAACGUUCUGGACAAUAUUUCUUUCAUUACAGACCAGAGUCGGCCGCAUGUGAGGAUUUUACCUCUCCAUGUGGUGCAAGUUGAGCCUGGCAGUGCUCUUCUAAGGGUUGAUCUGCGAAGACAUGCAUCGCAAGAGACAGAAAAGGCAUACAAAUACAUGUUUGAGACCAGAAAGAAUAACUAG
Molecule: messenger RNA, 309 nt
Organism: Aureobasidium melanogenum CBS 110374
Lineage: Eukaryota; Fungi; Ascomycota; Dothideomycetes; Dothideales; Saccotheciaceae
Exons: 3
Coding region: 1-309 (102 amino acids)
Source: RefSeq, a predicted model, not a curated record